Sceloporus undulatus (fence lizard) is the source of this 780-nucleotide messenger RNA. RefSeq names its product phospholipase A2 inhibitor and Ly6/PLAUR domain-containing protein-like. The record is from RefSeq and is a predicted model, not a curated record. Bases 1 to 762 code for a protein of 253 amino acids. The transcript has 7 exons. Lineage: Eukaryota; Metazoa; Chordata; Lepidosauria; Squamata; Phrynosomatidae.
AUGUUCUGGAAAGCUAUAGCAGCUCCAGCAAUGAUCCUUGUUCCUCCUAUUGAGUACAUCAUUAAUAUCAUGCUGACAUCUCUGGUCUACUUCUUCCUUCUGCUUGCUACAGGGGUGGAAGGUGGUGGUGCUGACAUGGAUUUUCAUUCCAGUACCUCCCCUGACUUUUGCCUUCAGUGUGAACGUUGCAGCAGCCGCAAUGCCUCAUGUACGGGGGCACCAUCUAUUUGCCAGAAGUCUUCAAAGAAUUGCCUCACCGUCACUACGGAAUACGUUGUCGGGAACGAAAGAUGGGUGGCCACGUACAAAGGUUGCACCAAGAAAAUCUACUGUUUUGCACCUUCCAUGAGCUUCACUUUUCCUUCUCAGCGCAAACGGAGAGCUGCUAAGUGUUGCAACAAGGAUCUCUGCAACAGGGGGGCUGUCAAAUUGCCACCAAUGCAGACCAAGCCAAAUGGACUACUCUGUCCUGGAUGCUUCUCAACACAUGCUAAAUGCAAACCCACGGAGACAAUAAAAUGCCACGGCGAGGAGAACAAAUGUGUCUACUAUGAUAUCACUGUGGAACAGGGUGACCAAAUAUACAUGUUUGCUAAGCGUGGCUGUGGGACCAAGCUUGCCUGUAUGAACAAGCCACACAUUGGUGGAAUACCUGGACUGUUUGUAGAAGUUUGGAAAAGUGCCCAGUGUAUUUCAGCCCUAAGCUCCAAAAACUUGCGUGACUUGAACAAGCAGCUAGUUCCUCAGAUGGCUUUGGAAUAAUCAAACAUCUGCUGAAGA